Molecule: messenger RNA, 1404 nt
Organism: Penicillium macrosclerotiorum
Lineage: Eukaryota; Fungi; Ascomycota; Eurotiomycetes; Eurotiales; Aspergillaceae
Exons: 3
Biological process (GO): transmembrane transport
Molecular function (GO): transmembrane transporter activity
Source: RefSeq, a predicted model, not a curated record
AUGGCCGUCCAAAAUUCCAACCCGGAGGUGGGAGAUGAGCAUGAAACCCGUUCAGUUGUUGAGUCAGUUCAACCUAUGACUCGCACGUCGAUAUUUCGAUCUAUCCCCUUCCAAAUCGCGGUUGCUAGCGGCGUUUCUUUCACUGCCCCCGGCAUGUGGGAUGCCAUGAAUAACCUCGGAGCUGGUGGUGCGGCAGAGCCCUAUGCAGUCUCUGCAGCUAAUGCACUUGUCUAUGGGUUGUUCGCGAUUGUUUGUGUCGCGGCUGGAGCCAUCAACAAUCGCAUUGGCCUUCGCUGGGGCCUGACCCUUGGGGCUAUUGGUUACCCUAUCUAUGGAGCUGGUCUUUAUACCAAUAACUACUCUCCUACAACAUGGUUCAUGCUCUUUGGUAGUGCCCUUUGUGGCAUUUCGGCAGGCUUUUUCUGGGCUGCUGAAGCUGCUAUCAUUAUCGGAUAUCCGAGCCCUUCAGAGCGCGCCUUUUAUCUUGCUAUCUGGCAGACUGCGAAGGCUGCUGGUCCCAUCAUUGGCGGUGCAAUCAACUUGGGCCUCAAUGCACAGACAUCCACUCAGGGAAGCGUCAGCGCAAGCACAUAUAUCGUGUUUAUUGUCAUCAUGUGCCUGGGACUUCCCAUCGCGCUCUUGUUGAGCCCAGCUGAGAAGGUGCAACGCAAGGACCGAACUAUCGUUGUUGUGCAUAAGAAGGAAUCCUGGGCUGCUGAGUUCAAGGCUGCCAUUUCUUUGAUCGCCACCCGUCGCGUUCUUCUCCUCCUUCCCUCUUUCUUCAUCAGCUACUUCUACAACGGUUUCCUCAGCACCUUCUUAACCAGCUAUUUCACCGUUCGAGCCCGUGCCUUUUCAUCAUUCUUCACCAAUUUCGCUGGAAUCGCCUCCUCUUUCAUUAUCGCGUCUCUACUUGACCGUCAAUCCAUUUAUAUCAAGACCCGUGCGAAGAUUGCAUUCCUGUCUAUUGUGGUCAUUCUGAUUGGCACUUGGAUCUGGGCCUCGAUUCUCCAAAACCAAUUCUACAGUGCGCCUGAGGCCCCUGUUUUCGACUGGUUCAAGGGUGGUUUCGGCAAGUCGUACGCGCUCGUCUUCUUCUGGACCUUCGGAGGCCAGGCAUUUCAACAAUUCCUUUACUGGCUCAUUGGUCAGUACAGCACUGAUAUCUCAUCGCUGUCUUACCACUGUGGUAUAUUGCGAGGAUUCGAGGCUCUGGGCCAGACCGUCGCCUGGGCCAUGCAAUCGCAAGGCAACGCCAACCACUUUGUCAGCAUUGGUCUCAACUUCGGCAUCACUGUGCUCUGCAUUUUCCCGACUUGGAUAGUCCUGUCUGAGUUGGAGCACAGCCACGAAGUGCAAGUCACUGUGGACGAUGUGAACUCGAAGAUCCAGGACGAAACAGUG